Electrophorus electricus (electric eel) is the source of this 1392-nucleotide messenger RNA. RefSeq names its product ADP-ribosylation factor-like 5C (gene arl5c). The record is from RefSeq and is a predicted model, not a curated record. Gene Ontology annotation, molecular function: GTP binding; GTPase activity. Lineage: Eukaryota; Metazoa; Chordata; Actinopteri; Gymnotiformes; Gymnotidae.
AUGAACCGCUCCGCCCACGUGAAGUUGAAAGAACUCCGUGAAUUACUUAAAAGAAUUAGCUAAUAGGAAAUCAGUCAGUUUGAUCGCUAGAACGCACUCUUUGGUAGGUUACAUCACGGUCUAUAUCCAGCUGGCGGCAGGAGGAGGAUUUUAAUUUUCUCUCUCAAAAUCUUAGGAAGUCCUUUGAUUUGUAAUAUUAGACUCACUGAUUCGUAAAAUUAGAACUGUCAUCAGCGAUUUUUGAAAAUGGGAGUACUAUUUACUAAACUGAUGGCGCUGUUCGGAGACAAAGAGCACAAAGUGUUAAUCGUGGGUUUGGAUAAUGCUGGAAAAACAACCAUCCUCUACCAGUUUCUAACUAAAGAGGCUGUAUUCACCACCCCAACAAUUGGCAGCAAUGUGGAGGAAAUCAAUGUCAACAAAACACGCUUCCUUGUCUGGGAUAUUGGAGGCCAGGAGACGUUCAGAGCUAGCUGGAAUACCUAUUACUGCAAUACAGAGAUUGUGAUCCUGGUGGUUGACAGCACAGAUCGUGAGCGCUUAAGUCUUACUAAAGAGGAGCUUCAUCGCAUGCUUGCCCAUGAGGAGCUGCAGAAUGCCUCUGUGCUGAUUCUGGCCAACAAGCAGGACAUGAGGAACAGCAUGUCUGCAGCAGAGAUUUCCCACAGUCUCACUCUCAGUUCACUCACAGCCCACACCUGGCACAUCCAGGCCUGCUGUGCGCUCACUGGAGAGGGGUUACCAGCAAGCCUGGACUGGAUGCGUUCUCAGGUUUUAGCAAACUAGUCUAGCAACAGUUCUUCUGAGUGCCUAAGUGCCAGAGAAAAUGUGCCAGCUCUGCCUUCAGUCGUGCCAAACCUCCAGGGCCCCGGGCGGAGCCUGUGCCAGCUCCAAGUCUCCUUCAAACACAACAGCCUGGAGGCACCACCUGCCACAGUCAUUCUUGCCGAGAGUGGAUAGAAGCGUGCGUGCGUAUGUGUGUGUGCGCGAGCGUGUGCGUGCGUACACGCACGCGCAUGUGUUCAUGUGACUGAGGGAGUGUCUGGAGGGCCACAAUUUUUACAUUAAAAAUGGACUGUGCUGACCAAGACAACAUGAUUCCACUCUGAUGCACAGGGGUCCUGUUGAACAAUGGGAGUCCCAGGAAGUAGGGAUCACUGCCUAAUGUCAGCCCAUUAGUAGGAGGAGCCAAGCUAUAUGGAUGUUGAGAUUGUUCAGCCUUUAAGAUAUUAAAACAUUACUUGAAAUAUUUAAAAGUACGUUAUUUACAUAUGAUGAUAAAGAUGUGACUGACGCAUGUUGAAAUGAAACAAGCGUUAUAAUUUUGAAAACUGUCAGGUUUCUUUUUUGCAUUCUUUUUUUUUUUUUUACAAAUAAAUGUUAGAAAAAGAA